Messenger RNA from Paramecium octaurelia, 1664 nucleotides. The record is from the annotation of a GenBank genome assembly. NCBI's taxonomy places the organism in Eukaryota, Ciliophora, Oligohymenophorea, Peniculida, Parameciidae.
AUGUAACAGCAAGCUCCAUUAUAAAUAGGACAUUAUUUAUUAGGGAAGACUCUAGGUGUAGGUUCAUUUGGGAAAGUGAAGUGUAUGUGAUAUAUAUUAAGUGUAAUAGUGGCCAGGCACAAUAUCACAAAUACUUAAGUGGCAAUCAAAAUCAUAAAUAAGAAAAGGAUGAAGAACUCGAAAUUGGAAGACAAGAUUAGUAGAGAGAUACGGUAUAUGAGACACUUCAAUCAUCCAAAUGUGAUCAAACUAUACGAAGUGCUUGAUACUGCUGGAGACAUCUUUGUAGUAAUGGAAUAUGCAGAAAAAGGGGAACUCUUUGAUCUGAUUGCCUAAAGAGGUAAAUUGCCAGAGGCAGAGGCUCGCCAUUUCUUUUUAUAAAUAUUAAGUGGAGUUGAUUAUUGUCAUCAUAAUCUUAUUGCUCAUAGAGAUCUUAAACCUGAAAAUAUUCUGAUAUCACACAAUAACACUUUGAAGAUAGGAGAUUUUGGACUCAGCAAUAAAAUGAAUGAUGGCAAGUAUCUAAAGACACCUUGUGGGUCUCCCAAUUAUGCAGCUCCGGAAGUUAUUUCAGGUAGAUCUUACUGCGGGUCAGAAGCAGACGUUUGGAGUUGUGGAGUUAUCCUCUUUGCUUUACUAGCAGGAUACCUACCAUUCGAUGAAGAAACCACGUAAGCCUUAUAUAUCAAGAUUAAGACUGCUGAUUACACAAUCCCUAGUAGUUUCAGUCCCUAAGUGCGAGAUUUGAUUAACAGGAUGUUAACUCCAGAUCCUUUAAAGAGAAUUAAAUUCCAUGAGAUCUAUUUGCAUCCAUAUUUGAGGAGCAAUCAGAUCCCAUUUUACUUAUAAAUCCCAAUUAAAUUGGAUGAUAGCAGUAGACAAAUCAAUGAUGAAGUCUUCAAGAGAUUAAUGGAAUUGCCUUCUGUCAAUGUCAAAGGGAUUUCCCAUGGCUAUAUCUAAAAGAGCAUACGCAAGAGAAAAGAUAAAUCAAUAGUUGUGAUGUACGAUCUACUGUUAGGAUAGAUGGGAAUUGAAUCUUCAACCCCAAUGAAUAUACAUAACCUUACAAAAAAGGAUUUGAUAUUCAAUCCUCACAUCCCAUAAUUGGAUGGGUCAUCAUUCGACAACGUUCUACUCACAGACAUCCAAAAACCUGCUCCAUAUGAUUAUGGGAAGAAUCUGCCUAAGGAUAUCAUGGCUGUUGUUUAUCCCUAUCAAGCUAGAUAAAUCGUAACUGCAAUUUAUGCUUGCUUAGAGAAGCUUAACACUAUCAUCGAGAUCAAGAGUCCUUAUUACAAAUUUAAGUGUUAUCAUCGGAACUUGAUUAAAAUGACCAAAUACAAUUCUAAUGCUGAGUUGUUCAAUUAAUUUCAAAAAGAAGAGGAUGCAGGAUCAAUAAAUGAUUUGCCAUCUCUUAUUUAGAAAGACGAAAAUUAGAACAAAAAGCAAAAGACUAAUUAAAAUAAAUACUCACCAAAGGAAAUUAUAUUGUACAUUAAAAUUUACAAGGUAUCUCUCUUUCUCUCAUUAUAUAUAUUUAGAUGCCUAGCAAUAAUAAUGAUCACAUGCUCGAUUUCUAAUUACGCAGAGGCCAUCCUGUAGUUUUUAUGGACUACUGCAAUAAAGUUAUAGCAUUGCUUAACUAGCACUUUAAUUAAUUUUGA